Molecule: messenger RNA, 841 nt
Organism: Orbicella faveolata
Lineage: Eukaryota; Metazoa; Cnidaria; Anthozoa; Scleractinia; Merulinidae
Biological process (GO): proteolysis; carbohydrate metabolic process
Cellular component (GO): extracellular region
Molecular function (GO): beta-glucosidase activity; protein binding
Source: RefSeq, a predicted model, not a curated record
UUUCUUCCGUGAAAGAAAAAGUUAACAAAACAGUACUAAACUCAUUUAAAAUGCGUAGGGGUGAAAGGACGAUGGAAAAUAACUGGUGAAAUGCUGACUUGCAAAAGACCUGGAAACUUCCCUAACAGCGGAAGUACCUCUUUGAUGUCAAUCAACACAAACAAGCCGACAUUUGCAGUCACCGAUGACUUCCGGUCGGUAUGGGAAGCGUUUGAAUCAAGUGGAAGGUUGAGGAAAAGGAUUGAAGCUACAGGCUUUCAUGGAACGAUUUCCGUUGGUGCAAAAUUACCUUCUGGAAUAAGUGAAACAUUGACAUUUAUUUUAGCCUGGCAUUAUCCUAACAGAGAUCACACAGGAGAGCGAGUUGGGCAGUAUUACAGCAAAUUAUUCAAUUCCAGUGAGGAUGUGGCCAACCAUAUGCGAGUCAACCUUUUGGGAAACUUGGAAGACAUUAUUUCUUGGCAGUCAAACAUUUCUCCACCAAGGCCGGUCUCUUCUCCCCCACAGGAUCACGCUGUUCAAUCUUCACUCCCUGAGUGGCUUCAAGAUCACCUUAUCAACAGUUUAAGUUUUUGGAGAAGUGGAUUCCGAGUGGCUGACGGCAGGUAACAGCUCACGCAAAGAAUAUAGCCAUCUACUGAUCGUCACGACCAACAGACAAACAGACAGCUGGGUAGACAGACACACAGACACAGACACACAUCUGGACAGACACACUGGACGAAGAGACCGAGAGAUUGACAGACACGGUGAUGGUCUUGCUUAUGGAUGACACAUUUAAACUGCAUUUGUCACAUUCGUCUUUUGAAAAUGAUAUUUCUCAUCAUAGUGUUCAAGCCUU